AUGAUCCUCAUACAACAACCGGUCAACCCGAUAUCCCCCGCCAAAGUGGAUAUCUCACUGCUUCUCAAGCCUGACGAUGAGGAAGCGCUCCCGACUUCGGCCUACCCUUCGCCAUCGAGAAGGCAGUCGGGCCCGUCUGCCAUCAUGCCCAUGGUCGCGCCAGCAUUGCCUCUGCCGCCGGUGACGGGCAUCGUGACCGGCCAGCCUUCUGCUACUGGACCCAAGCGCAGUCUGUCCUCUCUCGGAAACGAGCCCCCGGCAAAGAAACAGUCCAAGUGGUCGCCGGACGAGGACGCCCUGAUCAUCGAGCUCCGCGGCCGGGGCAUGAAGUGGGAGGACAUCAGCAAGCGGCUGCCCGGGCGCAGCGCCAUCAGUUGUCGACUUCACUACCAGAACUAUCUCGAGCGCCGGAGCGAGUGGGACGAGGAUCGCAAGAACAAGCUCGCGCGGCUGUACGAGAGAUUCAAGGCAGAAAUGUGGGCCAAAGUGGCCGAAGAAAUGGCCAUUCCAUGGCGAGCCGCCGAGGCGAUGCACUGGCAGCUCGGCGAACAAGAGAUGGCUCGCCGCGCCGGGGUGGUGCCCUUCUCCCUGUCCAGCGGUGGCUCCAUCGAGCCUCCUCCCACCAAGGUCCGUCGGAGCAACACGGUGAUGCCUCGGCUGCGAAGACAGUCGGUUUCAGUUGCACCAGUUGCACCGGUUUCACAGCGAGCUGUACAACCGUCGAUAGUGCCACCGCCGCCGCCGCCACAACAACAUAUCCCACAGGUGAUGUCUCAGGCACAUGCUCCUCCUCAGCUGCCGUCGCUGGAAGAGCUUACGGCCGGCGUGCCGGCGUACGCUCCCCUGUCACAGCCCAUGAUGGAUCCGUAUCGAAUGUCGCGACCGCCGCCCCCAUUACAUAUGCGUCCGCCUGGGGAUAUGCCGGGAAUAGAGCCACAAGUGCCUCGCACAAGGGCCUGA
Messenger RNA from Talaromyces rugulosus, 960 nucleotides. RefSeq lists its product as uncharacterized. Gene Ontology annotation, cellular component: nucleus. Gene Ontology annotation, biological process: regulation of DNA-templated transcription. The transcript has 2 exons. NCBI's taxonomy places the organism in Eukaryota, Fungi, Ascomycota, Eurotiomycetes, Eurotiales, Trichocomaceae. The record is from RefSeq and is a predicted model, not a curated record. Gene Ontology annotation, molecular function: RNA polymerase II cis-regulatory region sequence-specific DNA binding; DNA-binding transcription factor activity, RNA polymerase II-specific. The coding region runs from base 1 to 960 and encodes 319 amino acids.